AGAGCACGAAAAUUACUCGAACAAACCUUGACGAUUGUGUGAAUCUGAUCAAACGUGAGCUUUAAAAUCAUGAUCAUCCAAUAUCCUUGAACUUCGUCUAAAGCCAAGGGGAGGAUUUGCAAAUCAUCGGGACGAACCAACUACUCCAACUGUUCUUGCCAAGCUUGUCGUCACAAGUGUUCUCUUGCCAAAGCUCCAGUUGACUCAAGGUCCCGCGGAAAAAAUGGCAAACAAGAAAAACGGAUUCAUGGGAUGGAAAUCAGUGUUAGUGCCACGAGAGCCUCUCUAUGCUACUAAGUGUUAACGAGGCGUGACAAGGAUUUCUUAGACCUUGUAUUCGGUGCCUCUAGUAGGAUGGCGAGCCUCUUGAGAGGAUUCUGAAGGUCCUUUCGCCACCCUGGCCUAAAUUCCAGAGAAACGUCAUCACUGGAAGCAAACAAAUCCCAUGGAUCCCUCUUUGGCCAAGCUCAUUAUGCCAUGCACGAGAUAAGGAUUUCGUGCUUUGCCUUCGAUUUAGCCCAUUCACGCUACAUCCAUCAGAUCAGAUAACUCACCCUCCCCUUCUUCCCCCUUUUCCUUGAAUUUUCGUUUUCAUCCCUCUUUAAUUGGAUAAAUACCCCGGCCCCGUUUAUCUCCUUCCCCUUCCUUGUCGGAUCUCUUUUCCUUCUGUUUCAAGCGUCCAGAUAAGAAAACGACAUGGCAGAAACUGAAGUGGCUGAGAAUCCGGAGACGCCUCCAAAAUCGGCUCUGUGGUUGAUUGUUCUUCUGACAUCUCUUUUUGGUCUUGGGGUGUUGGACUUCUUCACUGGCAUUGAGCCCAAUGGGUGUGCCAUGACGUAUAUGUACGAAUACCCCACCUACAUUCCGGUGGCCGUGAGCUCCGUGGUUCAAAGUCAGUUCCCGAAUUAUGGGUUGUAUGUCUAUGGUGAGGGAGCCUCGGUGGAACCCUUGAGUCAAGGCGUGUUUUCGGGUAUUCCCGUGUUGUUUAUUCCGGGCAAUGCGGGCUCAUACAAGCAAGUGCGAUCUCUGGCCUCCGUGGCCUUGCGAAAGGCCAUGGAGGAGGAUUUCAAAGGAGAUUUCCACUUUGACUUCUUUGCUGUGGACUUUGAGGAAGAGUUUUCGGCCAUUUAUGGCGGAUCUCUGCAAGCUCAGUCAACCUACGUGUCCCAUUGUAUCUCCCAGAUAUUGAAUUUGUACAAAGGUCAAGCCAACGCUCCGAAAUCCUUGGUUUUGGUAGGUCAUUCUAUUGGCGGAUUGGUGGCCAAAUCUUUGUUUGUUCGACCCAAAUUUGAUCAUAGAACGAUUAGUGUGGUGAUCACCUUAGCCACGCCACAUCAGCCUGUGAUCACCAUGGACAGACACACACGGGAGUUUUACGAUCAAGUGGACAACUACUGGAAUCGAACCCGCACUGGAGCACUACGUGAUGUUGUGUUCGUUUCAAUUGGCGGCGGAGAUCGGGAUCUUCAAGUUCGAUCCGGAUUGACCAACUCCAAAUAUGCGGAUAUCAAUGUGGUCACCACGAAUUCUCCGUUAGUGUGGGUUUCUACGGAUCAUCGAUGCAUUACUUGGUGCAAACAGCUGGUUUUGGCCCUAAACCGAGCCCUAUUCGACUCAGUGGACCAGACCAAACAAAUCACCAGAGAUGUGGCCAAAAUCCGGAACACUUUCGAGUAUCAACUUCUCGAUCGGAGUACGGGAAAACAUUACCAAAGACCUUCCGAGCUGUUCGUGGAAACGAUUAAAUUCAAUAGGGAUGGCUUUUGGAGUGACCAUAUGAAGCGACAAUUCAGUUUCGAGCGAGAAUACGUGGAAAGCAAUACCCAUAUCGUGGUCAUGACCUUCGAUGAUCCUAGACAUCGGUUCAUGACCGUGGAUGCUAGUGGGAUCGACUAUAACAACUGGAUCUUUGGUUGUAAAGACACUGCUGUGCACAAGAACACGCGCAUCUGCGAUAUCGGCCAUAAUCUCUCCAAACAAUCCAAGAUCGUUCCUUCCCAAGGGAAGAGAAAACUGGCCCAGUUCGAUAUGCAUCAAUUAAAGGAGGAAUUUGGUUACACUCAUGUGGUUGUGUUCAUCCCCAAAGGCAAGAAACACGUCAAGGUCCAUCUGGACGUGUACAACGAGUUCCAUCGACACGUGGAAUAUCAGACACCCCGAUGGAUAACGUUCUUCAAAUCCUAUCCAAUUGUAGCCAAGACAGCUGAGCGAUCCUUAUUCUACAACGUGACCCUUCUGGAGAUGGACCAAACUUGGCAGGCUUACGAUAUUAUUGUAAAGCCGUUAGGGCGAUGCCCCGACGAUACCCAUUUCGGUUUGAUGCGAUUGGUGACACCUUGGGCAUAUGAUGCGACUCAAACGCUGAUUGCCCACAAUGAGACCUCUCGAUUGACUGCAAAGCUUCAAGUGACUAAACCAUCCGAUUUGGGUACCGACCCCAUCAAUCCCAGACUGGAUAUCUUACUCAAUCCUAAUUGCCAGUAUUCGAUCGAAAUUCAAUCGGCCGUCCACAAAAUGUGGGGUCAAAUGGUGCGGUUCUAUGCUCCCAUGAUCAUACCCUUAUCUAUCGCGGUUCUCCUUCUGGCUCUGACCUACCAACUGAAGGCAAUGGAAGCAGAGAACCAUUGCUCAUUCAUUCUAUCCGUGCUUACGACUCAAGUCUCGCCUAUCUCCGUGGUGAUGCCGGGGCGAUUAGUCGGCUACGUCACUUCGACCGCUUUCCUGGCCAAAUUCCUGCCCAUCAGUGAUUUUCAGAGACUCAACGACAGUGGUUUAGAUUUUGGCGUCUUGCCCAUAGUUCUUUUCUUUGUCAGCAUCGGAUUGGUGACUGUUGUAACCAUGGCCGCUUGGGUAUGUGUUAUUUUGUUCGGAAACGUGGCCAACAAAGCCGUGAUUCGAUUCUUCGGACCCGUGUCGCCUCAUGAGGUGGUUAUUGAGUUGGCCGUAUCCGGAAUGACGAAAGUACCGUUCAUUGUCUCGGGGGUACUGAUCGCCCUGACCAUGGGCACUUGUGGUUCUUUGGCCUUGUGUCUCGGAACCUUUAUACAUUUUGUUCAUCUAUUCAAAAUGUAUGAGGACUAUCUGCAAAAUCUGAUGCGAUCCUCGAUGGGACUCAAGGCCGCCGAGUCCAACUUGUCUCAGAUCAACUUUCAAUUCACAUUGGGCUUGUUAUGGACGAUGAUGUCGCUACUGAAUCUGCCGGCUUUACUCGCUUGGACCAGGAGACUGCCUCUUGAAACCCAUUUGAAUCCGGACCCUUCUUUGAUUCCUGCUGUAAUGCUCUCUGGAUCUUUGGCUGUGCUUUGGGGAGAGAAUGCUCCCCGAAAUCUUCAAUUCUAUAGUCAACUCUCGGCUUUAGUGCAAUUCUUGGCGAUUCUUAUCGUUGUGUUUGGUUCCAUAUCAAUGUAUAGAGUGAACUACUUCGUGAGUGCUGUAUUUGUGGCAUUAUCUCUUCAUCAACUUUUGGCACCAAAGAAGAUGGUUCCAAUAAUAGCAGAUGCAGAUCAACAAGUGGUGCCAUCUGAAACAGAAUCCUCGGAUGCAAAAGAGGAUCCCAAGGAGGAGAAACACAUGGCUGGAGAUGAAAUCGCCUCAUGGAGGUGCCUGAAGAUACUGAGCCCAUUGAUGAAAGCUCAAGCCAUGUUGUUUGCCGUUGAAAGUGGGAUCCUGAAACUGCCAUGCUUCCUCAAAAAUAUAACUAGAUCAUUUUUUCCGAGGAGAAAUCCACAAUCGGACGAAUCAGCGGUGGUCCAGGGCUACAAAAUAGAAUCACCCAUAGUUGAAACAGAUCUUACCCAGAAUAUCACGCAACCAACAAGAGAUGCAGCACCUGAAUCAAAUACUUUGAGAGGGACAGUCCAAUCAGUAUGCUCUGCCAUCAUUUGCAUUCCAACCCGAUUGUUCCCUCGUUUUCACGUCGAAAUGGAUGCCUCUCAAUCUUCAUCCCCAGAGACUCAAGUCUCACUUUUUGCUACCAUGCGAGAUCUGCCUGCAGGCUUUUUCCAUGAUCUUCAAAGAACUGUGUCCGAAUCAGCCACUUUUCCACUUCACUAUUGCAAGACAUAUCUAGGAGGGUGCCGAACGGAUUGGAGCAUUCGCCACCUUCAAAAUGCUCCCAAAGAAUUUGGUACAGAUCUUACGAAAUUUGGAGCCAAUCUUUGGGCGUGUGGCCAAUUUGGUUUUGGCCUAGUCUUGGGUCCUUUGAGGAACAUUCAAAACAUUGCUGUACACUUCAUCAAGGACCUUCAACGGCAAGGCCAUGAGAACGGAUCAUUUGUUGUUUAUUACCUCAAAUUAGCCGGAUUUCGAUUGAAAUCAAAGUUCCAGAAAUUAAACCCAGAACCGCCAAUGGUCGAGAUUGCACCAGAACAAGCUGAGCUCAAGCCACAUAAUGUUGAAGUAUUGGAUGAACAGCAAGAGAACGUGCUUCAUCCCUCGAAAGCUGCAGAACUUCAAAAAGAAGCAGAGAACCAGUUGGGUCAGACGAGUUCAAGAGCAAAAUACCGAUCCAAAAUCCUUCGGGAACUCACUUUAUCGCCAAGCACGGUAUUAAGGUCAUCUGUCGAGACCCCCAAACAAUUUGUGAUAGACCUCGUGAAUUUGAUCGUUCAUGUCAAGGAAUUCUUGCAACACUACCUUUCAUGGCUCAAACAAAAGAAGGACGAACAUAACCUUUCCUUGGACCCCUUGAUUCGAUCAUCGAAGGUCAUCAGUGUGGGAAUUUUGUCUGUGACGGGACUUACACUGAAGGUUCUUUUUCAACUCUUGAAGCCGGGAGAGAGGAAACCCCAAACCCAUCAACCAUCUCAGCCUUCAAGGGUCACAACGACAAAGCUUCACGUAGAAACAACUGCACCAGAAAUGACCCCUGAAGAGAUCCGUUUGAAAGAAUUCCGAGAGCAAAGCGAAAAGAGCUUUGGCAAACCUCGAUUGCCUCAAGACCUCUCCAAACUAAAGAAAAUGCCCAAGCCCAUAACCAUUCAACGUGAAAGUAUCAUCAAGAGCUCAGCAUCCGAGAUUCUUCAAGAUGAUGAAGAAUACGAAUUAUCCAAUCACGAUUUGGAUCUUCUCAACAAGGAGAUGAAAAAGAAAUCCGUCAAAUUGAUGAGCUUGAAGGACCAAGCAUCCAUGAGAAAGUCCAUGGAAGAAAAGAUCCGUCAAUCUCAAACAGAUCUUGACCUUGAUCCGGAUGACUUUGAGAACAUCCAAAAACAUAUGUUUGACUUGGACGAACCCAUGCAAUAUCAACCUUCCCCAAAUGAGGGCGCUCGUUUGAGGGAUUAUAAUGAACCAGAAGUCCUCCAAGAGAGGCUUCAGGCCCAGGAAACUUUUGCAGAUAGAAUUAGUCCAUUUGAGGAGGAUUGGGAGGGUGACGAACCACAAGAGCAAGAGAGUGAAGAAGCGGACUUAGGUUCGGAAUCUGAGUCACAAGACCAUCAAUACCUAGCAGACGGUUUUCGUGGAGUUGAAGAAUUGAGGCGUAGUUUAGACGAACUGAAAUUGCUCGACGUUUCCAUGAGGCAACUGGAGAAUCAAUUUGAAUCAGAUGAAGGAUCAGAGCAAGGUGAUCAAGUCCAAGUCAAAUAUGUCGACGAUGAUGAAUUGAACCCAAGGUUUACUGAAAGUUUUUCUCCAUGGUCCAGAAAUUCUCAGGAAAUGCGAAGGGGGGAAGAGGAAUCCAAUGGCGAUGAUGAUGAAGAAGCGGAUGAUGACGAUGAUUAUGAUGACGAAGAUGAUAAUGAAAAGGAAAGCUUUCAAUUAGGUAUUGAGAGGCUUCAGGUGCAAUACCAGAAACAAUCAAGCGGAAACGCAAAUGUCGAAGUUGUCGAAAAAUCCAGAGAAGAAGCGACCAAAUUUGAACCUUUCUAUGUAGACGACUUGGACCAAGAGAAGGAACUCUUGGAGCUGUUGAAAUUGGAACAGAAUCGAAAAAAGAGUCAAUCAAAUCAGAAACCGAACUUUUCGAAUGAACUGAAAAUUCAAAAUUUAGAACUCGAUCAAGGGGCUAGAUUUGACAUCGGCGAUGACAACGAGACGCCUCAGUUUUCAAAUGAAGAACACUUGCAGGAUCAAGAUCCUUAUGAACCAAACUUGGAACUUGAAGCUCGAGAAAGACGAUCUGAAGUGGCUCUACAAAGACCAGUGCCAACCAAAAGAAAACGCAAAACAUCUGACAACCUGGAAACCCAGCAAUCUGUUCCACAAAGGAUAACCCAUCAAGAAGAACACCUGGAGCAAGCUACAUAUGACGAAAAGCAAAAUGAAGAUGCUCCAUAUACCGAGGAACAACUCGCUCCGCCCAAACCAAACAAAAGAAAACAAAAAAAACCAGCACUGGAGCCUGAAAAAUUGGAAGUUGCCUAUGAGGAAAUGCCAUUUUCGGAUGAUGAACUGGCCUUAUUAAAAUUCAUGGAGCCACCUGGGUCAAAAAUUGGGAAACUUACCAUUCCCAAAGAGCUCAAGGAUGAAAAUCUUCAGGAAUCCCUAAGAGACUCUGCCAAUGGCUCAGAUAAUUUGAAGAAUAACCAAAAUCCCCCAACAAGUGAGAAUUUUCAUGAUCCUGCAAUUGAGUCUGAGGAAGUGAAAUAUUCAUAUAAUGAUUCUAAAUCACAGUCCCAAGAUGAUAUAGUAAUACCAGAGCCUGCAGAUCAAACUUCAACUGUCUUGAAUGCUAAGUAUGCUCAUAAGGACCUUGAAAAUCAAACACAAUCGCCAAACUCACCCCCUGUUCCAAAGCAACGCAAGGAAAAUGAGAUCAAACAAAUCAAGACAGUGGAUUUAUGUGGAGAAGAUUUGCAGCUUACUGAGCAAGAGAAGUUACUAUUGGAACUAUUGCAGAAAGAAAAACAAUUUGCUGAGGAUGAUCCUUCGGUCGGACAACCCCAAAUUAAGAGCCAGAUGGAUCUCAAAGGUCCGCAGCGAUUUCAAGACGCAACGCCAGAUCCUCGGAAAAUGGCAGCCAAACCAGAAUUUGUGGAGGAGGAAGAAGUCCCAUCAUUGGAACCUCUUCAGAGCAUUGAAGAAUCCUUCCCUGAACACAAACACCUGAUUGGACCAGAUUUUGAGCUGAAUGAUGAUGACUUUGAGAGAAUUUAUGGCGAGGAGGAGCCCGACUUAACAUUCUCAUACGCGCUUGACGAUCGGGUCUUGGAACCAGAGAUUGGAGAAGAUCAUUCCGAAAGACUUUUCUAUUCCACGGAUAUCAUAGAAACAGAUCAAUCUGAUUACGUUGAUGAUAGUUCUUCUUUCCAACGUGAAUCUGAUAGCCAUGAGAAAUUCAAAGAUAUCACUGGAGACCUUGCAGAAAGUGAUGUCGAUAAAAACCACUUACAUCGGCAACAAAUUGAAGUGCCUAUGGGAGAUGAUUUUGAUAUCAAUCUCGAAAAUGGUGAUGCGGAAGGGGCUUUGUUAGGAAACGACCAUGACGGCGAGGCCAAUGGAGAUAUCACAGAGAGCUUUUUUCAAGAAAAUGUGAAAAGAGAACAAGUGUCUCAUUUUGAACCAUCGGAUGAGGCCUUGAACAAUGAUUCCAUGAGAAAUGUGCCAGAAACAGAAGAGGAGGAAGAGGAAGAAGAAGAGGAGGAAGAAGAGGACGAGCAAUUUGAAUAUGAACAAAUGGAAGAGACAUGUGAAUAUGAUCCUGGUGACGAGCCAGAGCUAGAGUUCCAAGUUGAGGAAGCAGAUCUGUUCAAAGACCCAAGGUAUGAUAUGAGUGAAAUGGAUCCGAUGGACAUCAAGUUUUCCCCCGAUGAGCUAAAGGUCAUGGUAUUCGGAAAAGAGAAACGGGAAGUUGGGAAAUUAGAUCAACGGGACAUGAAGAAGUUUGCCUCUCCUGAAGACAAAGAACGUCUCCGAAAGUCUAAUUCAUCUCAAUCAAAACGACAGCAACAGCAACAACAGGUGGAACAACACCACUCGGCAGACACCAAAUUGAGGGAAGCAGAAGAUUACCAGAGACUUGACCAGGAAUCAGGGUCCUCAGUUCUUGAGGGAGUGCAAGAUAAGUCACAAGGUUGGGAGAAUCAAGAUCGCUCAACCCAAGCAUUACACCAACGCUUGAGCCAAGAUGAUACUGAAAUGCUUUCGCCAAUUCAUGCUCAUCAACAACAGCAGGAGCAGCAACAAAAACAGCAACAACAGCAACAACAACAACAACAACGUGAAGAAAUAGACCUCAAGCGGAAUGUUAUUGCCAAGGAUGAGACGACAUUGCCGGCCAAGUUGGAUUUGGAAGAACUAAAACUGUUGGAGCUGAUUGAGUCUCCAAAUUAUUUAGAAGACCCUGAAGUAAAGACCUUGGAAGGAAUCAAUUAUGAGCACAACCAGCAUUCAGAAAAGGCAAGGGAAGUCUCUCAACGUCCGUUGAACAUACGACCCAACAAAGAAAUAUGUCAACCAAGCAAACCUUCGAAUUCAUCGGAGUUAGACGUGGGUUUCCCGUCGGAGCCAGAAUUGGGAGCUCAUCCUCAAACGACAUUGAACACCCCAACCAAUAAUAUUUGGUCUAUGACACGGGACGACUACCAACCCAAUAUGGGACCACUUUCCUAUGAGAAUACGUUGUCAAGGGAUGAUCAAUCAGGACCAAUGAGUCCAAGUUCCGACAUAUUUGGAAAAGGGAAAAUGACCCACACUUUAAAUUACGGGGCAAAAAAGACCACUCCAACCCCGGAAUUUGGCCGUACAAUUGAAGAAACGCAAUUCAAUGCAGAUCAAGACGUGGAGGAACUGGAGGCCGAUAUUGAGGACUUGGAAGAGGAAAUUCGAGAAUACAAGGCCAACAAGGCGCUCAAGAAAAGGUCCAAUCGCAAGAGCCCUCCGCAAAUGCGGCGAAAUCUUCAGAUUCCGCCAUCUGAUGAUGAAGGUGAGGCGGAAGGUCGUAGUCCAAGAAUCAGGAGGAAAUCAAACAACAGCGUGAAGAAAUUAGAAAAAAGUCAGAGUCAAAAACAUCAAGGUACCAAAGAAAGUGAACUAGAUUCCGUUGAAUCAUAUCCUCCUACUUCAGAUGGAGAACCACGGAAAAGCCGAUACAUUGCUCACUUUGUUCCUUUGGAAAAAGGUUACGUGCCAAAGAAGCUUAAGGACCCCAAACACCCUUCAUCUCAAAGGAACAGUACCAUUAGUACUACUUCGGAGGGUAAAAAUUCCGAGGAUGAUUACCUGCAAGAUGUUUCCCCACAACCGAUGAUAGAAAACAUCGAUACCGUUCAGGCCGAAUGUCAAUCUGAAUAUGAGUCUGAAUAUGAGGAGGAAGAAGAAGAUGAUGAGUUUGACGACGCCUUUCCGGAGCAACAAAGGGAAUAUGAUCAUCUUCCCAAACCAUCCAGUCAAAGUUCCAUUGACACAGGAACAAAACCCCGACUCGCAUCCACAAGUGUGCAAACCAGUGAAGCCGAAUUUUCAGACUUCGGUGAGGACGAGGAUGCAUAUGGCAGCUCCUUUAAGCGAUCAUAUAGAAGCGGUUUGUCCUCGGGAACCUCUAGUCGACGUCCUAGUUUUGGCGAUUCCAAAGACUGCGACCAAGAUAGAGAUCCCAACUAUCAUGUUAAAUUUCGAUCGCGGAGUGCCCUUUCUCAAGACGGGGGUUAUAUGUAUGGCUAUCCAGAAGAUGAUCGAUCCUCGUCACAAAUGUCGAUCUACAAUACCGACCAAAGUUUGGACAUUUCAAUUCCAGUCGACAUGGAGACACGGGAACGGCUUCGCGCUCAAGGUGCUCACAUGUCCGAGCCCAUGGAAGCUUUUGCUAAGAAGGUCCAAGAGGCCAGGGAAACUUUGGAGAAGGAGCUUCUAGGUUUAGAGCCCGAAAACAAGGAGCCAAGCCCGUAUCCGGUUCAAAGAAGCACAUCAGAGCAACGGAUUCGACCGGCAUCUUCUCUAGGCUUUUCUCGAAAAACCAGUGACUAUGUUUCACCCUAUUUGAGAUCAAGGCACCUAACGGGCGAUGAUGACGUCAAGGAAGCCAAUGAAUCUGGCACAGACUCGCGAAGAAGUCGACUUGAGUAUGAGCCCCGGCGAUUUGCCGUGAACCCUUAUCUAUCACGGUCCUAUUCCACUCGCAGAUCUUUAAGGGAACGGCGACGUGACUACGCCUGGGAGAAUCCAGAAAUGUCUAAAUACUUGACACGAGCAAGAUCAACCGAUAUCAUCGGCUCGUCACCAAUCAUUCCAGAGACUGAGGAGUAUCGAGCCCGAAAAGCCAUGAUUAAGACUUUGGAUGACGAAAUUGUCGCUCGUAGGAAACGAACACGAAUGUUGAAGACUCAAGCCUUGAUGCAGAGCGUUCAAAGUCGGAUUAGCGCCACUCAUGAUCCGCCCAUGCCAAUCACGAGAAAGCACAGUUAUGGUAGUCGGACUGGUCGUCAGUAUGAGAACAAUACACCAUUGAGCGGUCAUUUUGACGAGCAAGCCCCAGGAAAUAUUCGCAAAUCAUACGAUGACCUGGCCAAUAUGUCCAUGAAUCGAUAUAUGAAGGAUCGAAAUUAUGGAACUUCACGUUUGUCACGACGAUACAGCUUCAAGUGAUUCCCUUUCCCUUUGUUAACAAAUUUAUUUCAGGGUGACUGGAAACUAAAUUCUUACUUCCAAUGCGGCCUUUUGCCUAUUAUAUUCCCCUGUUCAUUGUAAAGUUAUCCCAGGUGUUAUUACAAAUGCGUCUGAAAUAAAAUUAUUGUUCAAAAAAU
This is a messenger RNA of Tigriopus californicus, 10679 nucleotides long. RefSeq lists its product as uncharacterized. Lineage: Eukaryota; Metazoa; Arthropoda; Copepoda; Harpacticoida; Harpacticidae. Gene Ontology annotation, molecular function: phosphatidylinositol deacylase activity. The record is from RefSeq and is a predicted model, not a curated record. Gene Ontology annotation, cellular component: endoplasmic reticulum. The coding region runs from base 697 to 10521 and encodes 3274 amino acids. Gene Ontology annotation, biological process: GPI anchor metabolic process; endoplasmic reticulum to Golgi vesicle-mediated transport. The transcript is spliced from 5 exons.